Molecule: messenger RNA, 911 nt
Organism: Sphaeramia orbicularis (orbiculate cardinalfish)
Lineage: Eukaryota; Metazoa; Chordata; Actinopteri; Kurtiformes; Apogonidae
Product: dual specificity protein kinase pyk3-like
Exons: 5
Coding region: 73-879 (268 amino acids)
Source: RefSeq, a predicted model, not a curated record
UUAGAAACGACAACAGUAAAAGACAAAAAAUCAUCUGAAGGAGAGAGAAAAGGAUAAUACUGUCCAAGCAGGAUGGAUGUGACGCCACACAACUCUACCAUCAAUCAAGGCGGAGCCAACAAGAGCCAAAACCAAUCAGAAUGCAUCUCGAGUCAGCCGACAGCCAAUGGCAUCCUCCCGCAUCACAACACAGCAGAGGCCCCUCCCCUUCUCUCUGAUAGGACGGAGGAUGGUGACAUCGGCAGUGAUGACUCUGUGACUGACAGCUCCUCCACCAACGAUGUCUGUUUGCUCCAGCCCGCCCACUCUGCCUCAGCACCGCCUCAGAGGAAGCAGACAGGUGUGGACAGUUUGUCGGCGUCUCCUCCUCCUGUCUGUGCUCCUCCUUCAUCGUCCUCCUCUCCUCCUCCUCCUCCUCCUCCUCCUCCUCUUCGGUCGUCCACCUGUAAAAGACAGAGCUGCAGCCUUCCUCACCAUCAUCAUCACCAUCAUCAUCAUCACCAUCAUCAUCAUCACAGCACCAAUCAGAACCGUCUCUCCUCCACCAAAAGCCACACCUCCUUCAAGACGGACGCCGCCCACAUUAGGGAGGUGGCCAGAGAUGACUGUUGCGCUCACUGUGUCCUGGCCUGUCUCUUCUGCGAGCUCCUGUCCAUGUGUUCGGCUUUGGGGGAGUGUCUGGCCUGCGGAGUGGGCGGGGCCGGCUGCUGCGACUCCAUGGGCUGCUGCUGCUGCUGCAUGGAGGCGGCGGGGGAGGCGGCCUGCACCGAGGAGGCGUGUCAGGCCGUGUUGGAUUGUGGGAUACUGGAGGACUGCUGCGGCUCGUCCGACUGUCUGGAGGUGUGUCUGGAAUGCUGCUCCAUCUGCUUCCCCUCGUAGAAACCGGCCAAUCAGAGGAGAGGACAGGUGAC